Molecule: messenger RNA, 1117 nt
Organism: Diorhabda sublineata
Lineage: Eukaryota; Metazoa; Arthropoda; Insecta; Coleoptera; Chrysomelidae
Product: endothelial lipase-like
Exons: 5
Coding region: 33-1049 (338 amino acids)
Biological process (GO): lipid metabolic process
Molecular function (GO): lipase activity
Source: RefSeq, a predicted model, not a curated record
AUUUCAAAACAUAUUGCGUGAAACAAUAAAAUAUGCCCGUGAGGUUGAUUAUAUUCAGCGCCCUAGUGCAUUUAGUGGAAAUAUAUGGCAGUUUUUUUCCAAUAAUUCACCCAGAUCGUUUGUAUAAUUAUUAUCCACCGGAAAAUGAAGUGACGUUUUAUUUAUAUUAUAGGAACCACACUCCACAUGAAAUCAUCAUUGAUGAUGACGUUUCUUUGGAAAAUUCGCCAUUUGAUCCCGAAUUAUCCACUAAAAUUAUUAUCCAUGGAUGGACCAAUGGAAAAGAUACUCCUUGGGUAAGAGAAUUAUCAGAAGUUUUAGCAACAACUGGUAAAUGGAAUGUAAUUGUUGUUGACUGGGCCCCUUUGUCUCACUUUAUUUAUGUCGAGACUAGACUUCACGGUUACGUUGUGGCAAAACAGGUGAAAAAGUUCGUCCAGUUUUUGGAAAGGAUAAAAACUUAUGCGUUGUCGAAUAUUCAUAUUAUCGGUCACAGUAUGGGCGCCCAUAUUGCAGCUAAAAUUGGCCACGAUGUUCAAGAAGACGAUAAUAAUUGUAAAGUAGGGAGGAUUACAGGAUUGGAUCCAGCUGCGCCUUUGUACGAAUGGCCUCAUAUCGAGUCAUUAGAUGAAGUAUUGGAUCCUACGGAUGCAUCUUUCGUCGACGUGAUCCAUACAAACGGGGGAUAUGUUGGUAUGAUUACCCCAGCAGGUCAUGUUGAUUAUUAUCCUGAUGGUGGUGAGAAACAGUGGGGAUGUUAUCUGUUAAGUUGUAGCCAUAUGAGAGCUUGCGAUUUAUUUAUAGCUUCCGUUAGAAAACCUGAUUUGUUCAAAGCGUAUUCGUAUGAAUCGUGGUUGAAAUAUAUGAAUAACACGUCGCCUUAUUUGGAAGCUUAUCCUAUGGGUAUAGCAGCUUCUCCAGAAAUUCCGAACGGGAUAUAUUUUCUGGAAGUGUACGAUACUUACAAGCCGUACGUAUUCAGUGAAACUACAAUAAAAGAUAGUUUUGAUGGAUAUUUUGAACAGAUGUUAGAACAUUUAAUUGGUUGAAACAAUAAUCGGUAAUUUUUUAUGUACAAAAUGUUUUUAAAAAUCAAAUAAAUCAUUAAUAAAAAAUA